AUGGAGGGCCAUGUGGCGUGGGGGCUGCCGGGUCCUCACGAGACCCUGGCUCCAGUAAAGCUGGCCGAGUACAAAUAUGAGAAGGCCCCUCACCCAGGUCCAUACCUGCCUUCCCUUCUGCUCCGUUGCUUUCGUGAAGACAAGAUGAAGUUUACAAUUGUCUUUGCUGGACUUCUUGGAGUCUUCCUAGCUCCUGCUAUUGCUGACUAUAAUAUCAACGUCAGCGAUGAUGACAACAGUGCUGGAAGUGGGCAACAGACAGUGAGUGUCAACAAUGAACAUAACGUGGCCAAUAUUGACAACAACAAUGGAGAGAACCCCUGGAAUUCCGUCUGGGAUUAUGGAAGUGGCUUCGCUGCAACCAGACUCUUUCAUAAGAAGUCAUGCAUUGUGUACAAAAUGAACAAAGACGCUGUGCCUUCCAUUCAAGCUCUGGAUGCACUGAUCAAGGAAAAGAAGGUAAAAAUAAAAGGUAAAGGAGCAGGGGAACUAUCUCGCAAGGGCCUGAUGUACUCCAUCAACCCUAGCAAAGUUGAUGACUUGAACAAGUUUGGAAAUAACAUCACCACCAUGUGCCGGGGGGUUCCAACAUACUUGGCUGAGGAGAUAACUGGGGCAAGCCUGUUUUAUUACUCAGAAAAGUGCUUCAAUACUAAUAUACUCUGGAUUCUGAACAUUUCCUUCUGUGGAGAAACAGUGGAAAACUAA
Cynocephalus volans (Philippine flying lemur) is the source of this 708-nucleotide messenger RNA. It is a transcript of the gene GKN1, whose product is annotated as gastrokine 1. Lineage: Eukaryota; Metazoa; Chordata; Mammalia; Dermoptera; Cynocephalidae. The coding region runs from base 1 to 708 and encodes 235 amino acids. Gene Ontology annotation, biological process: regulation of cell population proliferation. The transcript has 7 exons. The record is from RefSeq and is a predicted model, not a curated record.